Myotis daubentonii (Daubenton's bat) is the source of this 2212-nucleotide messenger RNA. It is a transcript of the gene NUCB1, whose product is annotated as nucleobindin 1. NCBI's taxonomy places the organism in Eukaryota, Metazoa, Chordata, Mammalia, Chiroptera, Vespertilionidae. The record is from RefSeq and is a predicted model, not a curated record. Gene Ontology annotation, cellular component: extracellular exosome; endoplasmic reticulum-Golgi intermediate compartment. Gene Ontology annotation, molecular function: calcium ion binding.
GGAGCCAGCGUGGACCAAUCAGAUAGCGGGAGGCGGGUCUUCGGCGGGGAAAGUGGGCGUGGCUUUGGGGGAAAUCGCCUAGAACGCAGCGGAGGUCCCAGCCCGGGAGAACGCUCUCUGCGGCGAAGGAGAGGUCACGCCGCCAUGCCUCCCGCCGGGCCCCGCGCAGCCCUCCUCCUGCUGCUGCCUGCGCUGCUGCUGCUCCGCGCUGCCCUGGCCGUGCCCCUGGAUCGGGGGGCGCCCAAGGAGGGGAGCCCCGCGACCGAGAGCCCGGACACAGGCCUGUACUAUCACCGCUACCUCCAGGAGGUCAUUAACGUGCUGGAGACGGACGGGCACUUCCGAGAGAAGCUGCAGGCCGCCAACGCCGAGGAUAUCAAGAGCGGGAAGCUGAGCCGGGAGCUGGACUUUGUCAGUCAUCAUGUCCGCACCAAGUUGGACGAGCUCAAGCGGCAGGAGGUGUCGCGGCUUCGGAUGCUGCUCAAGGCCAAGAUGGACGCGGAGCAGGAGCCCAAUGUACAGUUGGAUCACCUGAGCCUCCUGAAGCAGUUUGAACACCUGGAUCCUCAGAAUCAGCACACGUUCGAGGCCCGAGACCUGGAGCUGCUGAUCCAGACGGCCACCCGUGACCUUGCCCAGUUCGAUGCAGCCCAUCACGAAGAGUUCAAACGCUACGAGAUGCUCAAGGAACAUGAGAGACGCCGUUACCUGGAGUCGCUGGGAGAGGAGCAGCGAAAGGAGGCAGAGAGGAAGCUGGAAGAGCAACAGCGACGGCACCGAGAGCACCCCAAAGUCAAUGUGCCUGGCAGCCAAGCCCAGUUGAAGGAGGUGUGGGAGGAGCUGGAUGGAUUGGACCCCAACAGGUUUAACCCCAAGACCUUCUUCAUACUGCAUGAUAUCAACAGUGACGGCGUCCUGGAUGAGCAGGAGCUGGAGGCCCUCUUCACCAAGGAGCUGGAGAAGGUGUAUGACCCGAAGAAUGAGGAGGAUGACAUGCGGGAGAUGGAGGAGGAGCGGCUGCGCAUGCGGGAGCACGUGAUGAAGAAUGUGGACACCAACCAGGACCGCCUCGUGACCCUGGAGGAGUUCCUCGCGUCCACCCAGCGGAAGGACUUCGGGGACACCGGGGAGGGCUGGGAGACGGUGGAGAUGCACCCCGCCUACACGGAGGAGGAGCUGAGGCGCUUCGAGGAGGAGCUGGCGGCCCGGGAGGCCGAGCUGAACGCCCAGGCGCAGCGCCUCAGCCAGGAGACCGAGGCUCUGGGGCGCUCCCAGGGCCGCCUGGAGGCCCAGAAGCGAGAGCUGCAGCAGGCGGUUCUGCAAAUGGAACAGAGGAAACAGCAGCAGCAGCAGCAGCAGCAGCAAGGCCACAAUGCCCCAGCCCCUGGCCCCGAGGGACAGCUCAUGUUCCAGCCCCACAACACAGAUGACGCUCCUGUCCCAGCUCCAGCCGGGGACCAGAAGGAAGCAGUUGCUUCAGAAAAGAAGGUCCCUGAACAGCCCCCGGAGCUGCCCCCGCUGGAUGCCCAGCACCUGUGACCCUCCCGGAAGGUGGCAUCGGGGCUCCUACGGACGCAGCUGCCGGGAGGACGGGGAAGCGUCACAGUCCGCCUCCUCUGAGGACCACACGGGGCCUCCUAGGAAGAGGGAUGAGGCGGCACUUCCCACUUUGCUACCCAGGCCCCUAUCUGCUGCUUAGCUUCCAGCCUCCGGUGUGUGGUCCCUGCUCUCUGUCCCCCUCCAGGGACCUGCCCCUGGUGUCCAGUGGGGGCACUCACAGGGUCAGCUAGCUUAGGGGCCGCCGUGUCCCUGCCUGGUAGGUGGACUGGCCUCGCUGCUCCUGGUUGGGGCCACUCCAGCAUCCUGCGCCCCACGGCUGCUGCUCCGGGCCCGUUUCUGCUGCUUUAUGGGGCGUGGAUGGUCCCUCGAGACCUUUCUCUGCCUUUUGUGGGACCAGCGAUGCCUUGAAGACUGUGUAGCCCACGGCUGGGCGGACCCCCUGACCCCUGGCUUUCAGCCUCGGCCCCUCCCUGACGGCUUGGCCGUCGCCCGUCGCCCACUCAGCCACAGGAGGGUCCCAGAGCUGACCCCGCCUAGGACGAGGUUCCCGCCCCUCAGCCUCCACGGAAGGCCCAGGCCCUCCUUCCCGGCCUUACCUCACUGCUGUGCGGCCUGUGUAUCCGCUCCAUCCAAAUACACUUCCUGAAACAAG